Pleuronectes platessa (European plaice) is the source of this 5877-nucleotide messenger RNA. RefSeq names its product mucin-2-like. The transcript has 9 exons. Lineage: Eukaryota; Metazoa; Chordata; Actinopteri; Pleuronectiformes; Pleuronectidae. Bases 1 to 5877 code for a protein of 1958 amino acids. The record is from RefSeq and is a predicted model, not a curated record.
AUGACUCCCACUACCACAAUUCCUGCUACCACAACUUCUCAGACUACCACAACUACUCAAACUACUACAACCACAACUACCACUUCCGCAUCUCCCACUACAACACCCACAACUCCCACUACAACCAAAACUACUCCAACUACCACAACUCCAACUGCUACAACCACAACUCCCACUACCACCACAACUCACUGCCACACCCACAACUCCAAUCACAACUCCCGCUACCACAACUCCCAUUACAACUACCACAACCCCCACCACCACCACAACUCCAACUACUACAACCACAACUCCCUCUACCAUAACAACUACUCCAACUACUACCACCACAACUCCCACUACUUCCAGCACACCUCCCACUACCACAACUUCUCAGACUACCACAUCGACUCCCACUACCACAACACCUACUCCAACUCCCACUACCACAGCAACUCCAACUACUACAACCACAACUGCAACUACCGCAUCUCCCACCACAACACCCACAACUCCAAGGGAUUGGUCUUCAAAAAAAACCUCAAGAGGUGCGACUAUCCUUCUCCCACUACCACCACAACUACUCCAACUACCAUAACAACAACUCCCUCUACAACUACCACAACCCCCACCACAUCAACUCCAUCUCCUACAACACCAACUCCCAUUACCACAACUCCAAUCACUACAACGACAGCAAUGACUCCAACUACCACGACAGCAACUCCCACUGAAACUACCACAACCCUGACCACAACAGCAAUGCCAACAACUACCACUGCCACACCCACAACUCCAAUCACAGCUCCCACUACCGCCCUAACUACUCCUACUACAACUACCACAACUCCAACUAAUUCCAGCACAACUCCCACUACCACAACUACUGCUACCACAACUUCUCAGACUACCACAACUAAUCCAACUGCCACAACAACUACUCCAACUACCAUGACUACAACUCUAACUACAACUACCACAACCCCCACCACCAUAACAACUCCAACGACUACAACCACAACUACCACAUCUUCCACUACAACACCAACAAUUCCCACUACCACAACAACUACUCCAACUCCCAUAACCACAACUCCCUCUACAACUACAAAAACCCCCACCACAACUCCAACUGCUACAAGUACCACACCCACGGCUCCAAUCACAACUACCACAACCAUUCCCAAUACCACAACAACUACCACGACCACAACUCCCACUGAAACUACCACAACAACAACGCCGACAACUACCCCUGCCACACGCACAACUCCAAUCACAACUCCAACUACCACAACUACUUCCACUACCACAACUCCCAUUAAAACUACCACAACCCCCACCACCACAACAACUCCAACUACUACAACCACAACUAACACUACAGCAUCUCCCACUGUAGCACCCACAACUGUCACUACCACCACAACUACUCCAAUUACCACAACUCCAACUACUACAGCCACAACUCCCACUACCACCACAACUGCUCCAACUACCACAACUACAACUCCCACUGAAACUAUCACAACCCCCACCACGACAACAACGCCAACAACUAGCACUGCCACACCCACAACUCCAAUCACAACUCCCGCUACCACAACUCCCACUACCACAAUUCCUGCUACCACAACUUCUCAGACUACCACAACUACUCAAACUACUACAACCACAACUACCACUUCCGCAUCUCCCACUACAACACACACAACUCCCACUACAACCAAAACUACUCCAACUACCACAACUCCAACUGCUACAACCACAACUCCCACUACCACCACAACUGCUCCAACUACAACUCCCACUGAAACUAUCACAACCCCCACCACAACAACAACGCCAACAACUAGAUCUGCCACACCCACAACUCCAAUCACAACUCCCGCUACCACAACUCCCAUUACAACUACCACAACCCCCACCACCACCACAACUCCAACUACUACAACCACAACUCCCUCUACCAUAACAACUACUCCAACUACUACCACCACAACUCCCACUACCUCCAGCACACCUCCCACUACCACAACUUCUCAGACUACCACAUCUACUCCCACUACCACAACACCUACUCCAACUCCCACUACCACAGCAACUCCAACUACUACAACCACAACUGCAACUACCGCAUCUCCCACCACAACACCCACAACUCCAGCUACCACAACAACUACUCCAACUAUCACUACCACAACUCCAACUACUACAACCACAGCUACCACUACCACAACAACUCCUACUACCACAACUCCUACUACCACUACCACCACAACUACUUCAACUACCAUAACAACAACUCCCUCUACAACUACCACAACCCCCACCACAUCAACUCCAACUACUACAACACCAACUCCCAUUACCACAACUCCAAUCACAACUCCCACUACUACAACGACAGCAAUGACUCCCACUACCACGACAGCAACUCCCACUGAAACUACCACAACCCUGACCACAACAGCAACGCCAACAACUAGCACUGCCACACCCACAACUCCAAUCACAACUCCCACUACCACAACUCCCAUUACAACUACCACAACCCCCACCACCACCACAACUGCUACAAGUACCAUACCUACAGCGCCAAUCACAACUUCCACCACCACUCCCACUACCACAACAACUAUCUCGACCACAACUCCCCCUGAAACUACCACAACAACAAUGCCAACAACUACCCCUGCUACAGGCACAAUUCCAAUCAAAACUCCAACUACCACAACUACUUCCACUACCACAACUCCCUCUACAACUACCACAACCCACACCACAACAACUCCAGCUGCUACAACCACAGCUCCAAUCAUAACUACCACAACCACUCCCACUACCACAACAACUACUCCAACUACCACGACCACAACUCCCACUGAAACUACCAUAGCCCCCACCAUGCUAACAACUACCACUGCCACACCCACAACUCCAAUCACAAUUCCCACUACCACAACUCCAACUACAACUACCACAACUCCCAUUACAACUACCACAGCCCUCACCACAACAACAACCACCCACAACUCCCACUACCACAACUCCUACUACUCCAAGUCGUGUUCGAGGACCAGUGCUCCUAAAGUGUCCAGUGGGAGAGGAAUUCAAGAAAAAAACCAGCACUUGCGAAACAACUACCACAGCCACAGCAAUGACUCCCACCACCACAACUCCUGCUACCACAACUUCUCAGACUACCACGACUACUCCCACUACCACAAAAACUACUCCAACUUCCUUUACAACACGCCAAUCACAACUUUCACAACCACUCCCACUACCACAACAACUAUCACGACCACAACUCCCCCUGAAACUACCACAACAACAAUGCCAACGACUACCCCUGCUACAGGCACAAUUCCAAUCAAAACUCCAACUACCACAACUACUUCCACUACCACAACUCCCUCUACAACUACCACAACCCACACCACAACAACUCCAGCUGCUACAACCACAGCUCCGAUCAUAACUACCACAACCACUCCCACUACCACAACAACUACUCCAACUACCACAACCACAACUCCCACUGAAACUACCAUAGCCCCCACCACACCAACAACUACCACUGCCACACCCACAACUCCAAUCACAACUCCCACUACCACAACUCCCAUUACAACUACCACAACCCCCACCAUUACUACAACCACAACUAUCACUACCGCAUCUACCACUACAACACCCACAAUUCCCACGCCAACAACUCCCACUACAACUACCACAACUCCCAUUACAACUACCACAGCCCUCACCACAACAACAACGCCAACCACUGCCACACCCACAACACCAAUCACUACCACAUUUACUUCCACUACCACAACUCCCAUUACAACUACCACAACCCCCAUCACCACAACAACUCCAACUACUACAACCACAACUACCACUACCGCAUCUCCCGUUACAGCACGCACAACUCCCACUAUGACCAGAACUACUACAACCACAACUCCGACUACCAUAGCAACUACUCCAACUACUACCACCACAACUCCCACGACCACACCUCCCACUACCACAACAACUUCUCCAACUACAAUGACCCCAACUCCCACCACCACAACUCCCCCUACAUCCAGCACAACUCCCACUACCUCAACUCCUACUACUAUAAGUCGUGUUCGAGGUGCCUGUAAUGGACAGACGACGGGGCUGUUCCCCAAUCCCUCAGACAAAACUACUUAUUACGACUCGCCAAUCACAACUUUCACAACCACUCCCACUACCACAACAACUAUCACGACCACAACUCCCCCUGAAACUACCACAACAACAAUGCCAACAACUACCCCUGCUACAGGCACAAUUCCAAUCAAAACUCCAACUACCACAACUACUACCACUACCACAACUCCCUCUACAACUACCACAACCCACACCACAACAACUCCAGCUGCUACAACCACAGCUCCAUUCAUAACUACCACAACCACUCCCACUACCACAACAACUACUCCAACUACCACGACCACAACUCCCACUGAAACUACCAUAGCCCCCACCACGCCAAUAACUACCACUGCCACACCCACAACUCCAAUCACACCUCCCACUACCACAACUCCCAUUACAACUACCACAACCCCCAUCACUACUACAACCACAACUAUCACUACCGCAUCUCCCACUACAACACCCACAAUUCCCACUACCACAACUCCCACUACAACUACCACAACUCCCAUUACAACUACCACAGCCCUCACCACAACAACAACGCCAACCACUGCCACACCCACAACACCAAUCACUACCACAUUUACUUCCACUACCACAACUCCCAUUACAACUACCACAACCCCCAUCACCACAACAACUCCAACUACUACAACCACAACUACCACCACCGCAUCUCCCGUUACAGCUCCCACAACUCCCACUAUGACCAGAACUACUCCAACUACUACAACCACAACUCCGACUACCAUAACAACUACUCCAACUACUACCACCACAACUACCACGACCACACCUCCCACUACCACAACAACUUCUCCAACUACAAUGACCCCAACUCCCACCACCACAACUCCCCCUACAUCCAGCACAACUCCCACUACCUCAACUCCUACUACUCCAACUCCCACUACCACAACCCCCACCACCACAACAACUCCAACUACCACAACCACAACUACUACAACCAUAACAACUACUCCAACUACCACAACUCCAUCUACUACAACCACAACUCCCACUACUACUCCAACUACAAUGACCACAACUACCCCUACGGCAUAUCCCACUACAACACCCACAACUCCCACUACCACCACAACAACUCCAACUGCUACAACUACAAGUACCACACCCACAGCUUCAAUCAAAACUACCACAACCAGAACUCUUACUGAAACUACCACAACCCCCACCACAACAACAACGCCAACAACUACCACUGCCACACCCACAACUUCAAUCACAACUCCCACUACCACUACCACAACUCCCGUUACAACUACCAAAACCCCAACCACCACAGCAACUCCAAGUACUACAACCACAACUACCACUACCGCAUCUCCCACUACAACACCAACAACUCCCACUACCACCACAACUACUCCAACUACCACAACUCCAACUACAACCACAACUCCCACUACCAUAACAACUACUCCAACUACUACCACCACAACUCCCACGACCACAACUCCCACUACCACAACAGCUACUCCAACUACAAUGACCACAACUCCCACUGCCACAAUUCCCACUACUACAAGUCGUGUUCGAGGUGCCUGUAAUGGACAGACGACUGGGCUGUUCCCCAAUCCCUCAGACAAAACUACUUAUUACGACUGUUCAGGACCAGUGCUCCUAAAGUGUCCAGAAGGAAAGACAUUCAAGAAAAAAGACAGCGAAUGCAAAUAA